AUGAGCCAGCUAUUAGAGUUCCUCCGAACACAUGAUACGGCGUUCAACUUCCGUCUGCAACGACACAGUAAUCCCGAUGGAUACGAAGCAAAUUCGGCAGCAUGGCUGAGCGCCUUAACCGCUGCUGCGAAAGAAGGCCUGAUCCCAAUACAAACCGGAGCACAGCAUGAUCGUUUCAGCCUACAUACCGGAGAAGAGCUGCUCCGAGCAUUACAGACGCAAGAAUAUGGCAGACCAUUGGCACUAGGAUCAGCAAUCGAAGAUGCUGUACGGAAGAAAGAGCUAGUGCCGUUGCAAGAGUUUCUGGACGCGAAGCAGAGUGUGUACACCAAGAGCUGGCUGCCAACACCAUGGCAAGUCAUGAGUUGGAGUUUACGGCAGCUUGGCGUGACUGGUAGAGAAGGCGCAGAGGACAAGCUAGUGACGGGCAACUUUGUGAUGAUGGCGAACGUUGAGGCUGCUGCAAAGGCGGUGAUAAACGAGGCAACAACGAAUGCGACAUCCAAUACUUCACGAAUCUUUUCACGGGACUUGUUUUCGUCGAGCUUUGCACCAACGAUUGGUGCACGUAUAUUGAGCCAAAGAGAUGUCUCGGUACUGCUAACACAUCUCGCUCGGGAUCAUGCCGCAGUAGCUUACGAUACUGCCACUGGUACUGUCAAGUUCAGAGCUGCAUCCGAGACGAGUGUACCGACCAUCGGCCAGGAGGAUGUUACGAUUGCUUCACUACGAACACUAAUAUCCUCCUUGGAACCGCAAGUCCAGCAGCUGAUACAGCAUAUAUCGGAGCUCGAUGCUAAGGUCCGCAAUGCAGUAUCAAGUAAACAAAUGUCUCCCGCCAAGACUGCAUUACGCCAGAAGAAGCUAGCAGAGAGCAAGCUACAGCAGCGAUCCGCCACCCUGGCUCAACUAGAAGAGGUCUACGCCAAAAUCGAGCAAGCUGCAGACCAAGUCGAGAUGGUUCGUGUGAUGGAGGCCUCGAGCCAAGCUCUACGCUCGCUAAACCAGAAGACUGGUGGGGUUGAAAAUGUACAAGAUGUCAUGGAAGGUUUGCAGGAGGAGAUGAUGAACGUAGAUGAGAUUCAGCAGGCAAUCAAUGAGCCGGCUGCUGGUACUAUUGAUGAGGGUGAGGUGGAUGAUGAGCUUGAGGCGCUUGAGAGAGCGGAGAGGGAGAAGGCUGAGGCUGUAGAGUGUGCUGAGAGGGAGAAGAGGGAGGCUGAGGAAGCAGAGCUGACGCAGAAGAGGCUGGCAGAAGUGGUGGACUUUCCAGAUGCCGCGGGGGUGUCUCCCGGUCAAACGAACGAGACAGCCUCUGCGCAGACCGAGCAGCCAGCUGUCCAAGCUGAGUGA
Recurvomyces mirabilis is the source of this 1350-nucleotide messenger RNA. RefSeq lists its product as uncharacterized. Lineage: Eukaryota; Fungi; Ascomycota; Dothideomycetes; Mycosphaerellales; Teratosphaeriaceae. The record is from RefSeq and is a predicted model, not a curated record. Gene Ontology annotation, cellular component: multivesicular body; ESCRT III complex. The transcript has 3 exons. Gene Ontology annotation, biological process: late endosome to vacuole transport via multivesicular body sorting pathway; vesicle budding from membrane. Bases 1 to 1350 code for a protein of 449 amino acids.